Moneuplotes crassus is the source of this 1500-nucleotide messenger RNA. Lineage: Eukaryota; Ciliophora; Spirotrichea; Euplotida; Euplotidae. The record is from the annotation of a GenBank genome assembly.
CAGAAAAUGCAGACCAGAUCAAGGAAGCCAAAGGGAGGAUUUGAAGAAAACGACCACUGUGACAUCAUCUACGUUGACAUAGACCAAAUUCCUGAAGACUUAAAAGAAGUCACAAGGGAGAACUUUCUUUCAGCCAUAAUUCACCCUCUCACUAUUGAAGAGUUCAGGGAGAAAUAUUACAGACAAAAAGCUCUACUUAUCAAAUGUGGUGAGGUCAGCAGGUAUUCUGAGAUCAUUCAGGAGCAACUCCAUGAUUUAGAUCUUUAUGACUUGUGAGAAAACACCGCAAGCGAACAAGUCCAUAUCUGGUACCCAGACAGGAAAGGAUCCAACCGUAAAGAGCAAAAGGAGACAGAUAGCUUCGGUACAAAUGAUAUCUCCCUUGCUCUCACUUCACUUGAGAAAGGAGGAGCCAGUCUAUAUUUCGGAGCUCCAGUAGAAUUUAGAGAAAAAUAUGUAAAGAAAUUAGCAUGCCAAUUGGGUAUGGACUACACUGCUUAUUUCCCUGAUUUCACCUCUAUGAGCGAGUGAGAAAUCUUCAUUGCUAGGGAAGGAGGAUAUACUGACUAUCACUCUGAUUUCCAGGAAAACUUUAGCAUCCAGCUACAAGGGUCCAAACUCUGGAGAAUUUGCAAGAGUGGGAUGACUUCUCCACUUGUAGGAUUCACUCCACAUUAUGCCAAUAGUGGGAAUUUAGAGCACCAGCUUAAGAUGAUUAAUAUGGAGAUUCCUCUUGAAUUUGAUAAAUCAGAAAUUGAUUCCUAUCAAGAUACCAUCAGGAUAGAUGCAGGAGAUAUUUUAUACCAUCCUGCAGGAAUCUGGCAUUCUGUAGAAUGCAUAGAAGAUUCCUUUACCAUAAAUAUAAGUCUAAAGAAUCUCAACAAGGCAGAUAUUAUUGCUCACAGCUUAAAACACCUCUUGAACCAGGAUCCUGAAUUAAGAGAGAACAUGACUUUCUCUUCAAGAGAGGACUUCAAUACUCAGAUUCAGUCAGGAAUUGAAAAAGCAUUCGAAUACCUGAAAGAUCUCACUCCAGAGGUGAUUGCUCCACAGAACCAAUUCAUUCCUAGAUAUCUCCAAUAUGAUUUUAGGAAUCAAGAGCAAUUAGACCUCAUAUGCAAGAAGCUGACCACGCCUGUGACCAAAAAGAAUAAGUUAUAUUUCAAUCCUCUCUCAAUGAUGGUUAGGAGAACCAGUAUUCCUCAGGAAGAGAUGGACGAAGGAGUUGACUUCAAAAUUCAUCACAAUUAUGCUGGAAAUCCUGACUACGAAUCCUCCAUGACAGUUGAAAUCAUUGCUGAUGAGGACAGCUAUGACUUCCUCGAGAACCUUGCAGAUCUCAGGAUCAGGGAGCCUGACUACCAGUUCAAUAUGGAGGAAAUCAACUGGAGGAAAGAUAAGAAAUUAGUCCAAGUAAUCAAGAUUCUUGUCUACCAGGGUUUCUUAGUCGUAGAUGAAGUAUAAUUCCUCUUUUUGGUAAACUCAACGAUUGCAAAAUAA